Mauremys reevesii (Reeves's turtle) is the source of this 1112-nucleotide messenger RNA. It is a transcript of the gene F11R, whose product is annotated as F11 receptor. Bases 92 to 970 code for a protein of 292 amino acids. Gene Ontology annotation, biological process: regulation of membrane permeability; establishment of endothelial intestinal barrier; cell adhesion. Lineage: Eukaryota; Metazoa; Chordata; Testudines; Geoemydidae. The record is from RefSeq and is a predicted model, not a curated record. The transcript has 10 exons. Gene Ontology annotation, cellular component: bicellular tight junction.
CCUGCGUGCGGUGGGCAGGGCCGGGUGGGGCUCAGUCAGACAGAAGCGGGCGUCGCCUCUCGCAGCUCCGUAGCCAGCUGGGUGUGCGGCGAUGGCUGGGCCCGGGGCGUGGGGCCGGAUCCACUUAUUGCUCCUCAGCGUCAGCUCCUGGUCCUUGAUAUCAGCCCAGGACACAAAAACCAUUCAAGUGCCUGAGAACGACCCAAUUGAAAUACCCUGUGCUGCGUACGCAUCGCAAAGCGGAACAGCCAGGGUUGAGUGGAAGUUUGAAAAGGGCUCUUCAAUAGCGCUGAUCUAUUAUGAUGCGAAAGUCACAGACCCCUACAAAGACCGUGUUACGUACACACCCACGGGGAUUCGUUUCAGUUCGGUGACUCGGAAGGACACGGGGAAGUACAUCUGCGAGGUCCUCUGGGGCACUGGCCAACUAAGAAAGUCAGAAGUUGACCUCAUCGUCCAAGUGCCACCCUCCAAGCCCGUUGCCAAGGUGCCCACCUCGGUGACCAUCGGCAACAAAGCUGUGCUGACGUGCACGGAAACAGAUGGCUCUCCACCCUCUACCUUCCAGUGGUACAGGGACAACAUCCUGAUGCCCUCCAAUCCCAAGACCAGUGAGAAAUUCAGGAACUCCUCCUACACGAUCGACACCAAGACAGGAGUGCUGACGAUUGAGCCCGUAACCAGCUUCGACACGGGGGAUUAUUUUUGCGAGGCUCAGAACAACGUUGGGACUGCUCAGAAAUCUGAAGUCAUCCACUUGGAAGCCACUGAAGUCAACGUGGGCGGUAUUGUGGCAGCUGUGGUCGUGCUGCUAAUCGUGCUGGCACUGGUUGCCUUCGGCAUCUGGUUCGCCUACAGUCGUGGCUUUUUCAGCAAGAGAAGAGACAGCACCAAUAAGCAAGUUAUCUACAGCCAGCCGUCCAACCGGAGUGACGGAGAAUUCAAACAGACCUCGUCCUUCCUGGUGUGACAUUGGCUCCGGAUCGGCUCCCCCUCUCCUGCCGACGUCCUGCCCCUGGCCCUAUGAACUGCUGUAAAUGUUCUGUGUGAAUUACUGUAACUCACUGCGAUUUUAACUAUUUUUUUUAAAAGUUUCACCUAGUGCCUUUUUA